GAGCACUCUUGAUGCAAGACCAGGGGAAUGGACUGCAACCAAUCGCCUACCUCAGCAAGAAACUACACGGGGCAGAACUAAACUACCCGAUACACGACAAGGAGGCCCUUGCUAUUAUCAUCGCCUUCAAAACGUGGAGAUGUUUUCUCGAAGGACGGAAAACAACCGUUUACACCGACCAAUGCAGCCUGAAAUAUUUGAAGACACAACCAAACAUCUCUAGGUGGCAGGUGCGAUGGAUCGACUUCCUUGAGACACACUUCCAGUAUGACAUCGUGUACAAGCCCAGCCACAAAAACGAAGCAGACGCUCUCAGGAUCAACGGAAAUCUGGGUACCCAAUUACCCUCCUUUGCGCCAAUUACUACUCUAAGAAUACCACGAUGUUCUAUAUGCGGGACACUUCAGAAGCAACAAAACGCUCACCGGUAUUGCAAAGCACUACUACUGGCCCCACAUGGCAGACAACGUCCAGCAAUUUGUCACCUCGUGUACGACAUGUCAACGGAUGAAGAGCAGCAAGCAGAAACAGGCAGGACUGCUACAGCCUCUUCCUCUCCAGAAAAGCCAUGGCAAGUGGUUCGCCUGGAUUUCAUAACCGGGUUACCAACUAUCACAGGCGGUCAUGACGCAAUCCUCGUCGUCAUCGACAAAUUCUCCAAAAUGUGACACUUCAUCUCGACACACACGACAG
Messenger RNA from Closterium sp. NIES-67, 693 nucleotides. NCBI's taxonomy places the organism in Eukaryota, Viridiplantae, Streptophyta, Zygnematophyceae, Desmidiales, Closteriaceae. The record is from the annotation of a GenBank genome assembly.